CCUCUAUUGUCUGAAACAAAUUCCACAAGAUCUAAAAGCCUCACAAAAGCUAUACACGAGAAUCUUAUAGUUACGCAUAUUCAAUUCGUAUACGAAUCUCCCUCAACCAGUGCAUCGAUCACCAUGAAAAUAGGUGCUAUUGAUAAUGUUUUAAGGAAAAAAAAACUACCUAAAACCAGACACGGUUUCACUCACUUCUAAAUUCCGCUCUCGGUCUCUCCUCUGUCCUCUCCGCCCUUCGCCUCACCUCGUCUCGCCGCCACCCCACCCCACACCUCACUCCCAUCGCAAGCCUAUUAGUAAAUUCAACAUUCUUCAACUUGCGUUUUCUACAUUUAUUACUAAUACUCAUCACAAAAAAAGAGGCCAUGCCGUCAAUGGCCUCCAACAAACCUAAUCACACUGCCCAAAUCAAUCAUAUCAAUAGCCCUAAACCCGACUUCAUCGCCAGGAGGCAAAAAAUCGAGAAGCACAGGAAAGCUCUGCCAAUUGCUGCGGUCGAAAAGAGACUAGUGGAGGAGGUUCGCAAUAACGACGUACUAAUUAUUGUUGGGGAAACCGGCAGUGGGAAGACAACACAGUUACCACAAUAUCUAUUUAAUGGAGGGUUUUGCCGCAAUGGUGGAGUCAUUGGGAUAACUCAACCUAGACGUCUUGCUGCUGUUACAGUCGCUAAAAGGGUUGCCGAGGAAUGUGGAGUAACAUUAGGCCAAAAGGUUGGAUAUGCCAUUAGAUUUGAUGAUGUGACUUCUCCCUCAACAAUGAUUAAAUACCUGACGGAUGGCUUGUUAUUGAGGGAAGCAUUAUUGGAUCCAUUUCUCUCUAAAUAUUCAGUUAUUAUUGUGGAUGAGGCUCAUGAGAGAACAGUUCACACUGAUGUAUUACUUGGUCUAUUGAAGACUGUUCAAAAAACAAGGUCGCAUGUACAUAAUCAACUUAUAAAAGCUGAGAAUGGCAUACAGUUGGAAAAAGAGAAUGAGGUUCUGAAGCACAAUCAAGGCAAAAAGUUAUCCCCAUUGAAGUUAAUUAUUAUGUCUGCCAGUCUGGAUGCAAAAAUCUUUUCCGAUUAUUUUGGUAGUGCUAGAGCUAUGCAUGUCCAAGGCCGACAAUAUCCUGUUGAUGUACUAUACACUCAUCAACCAGAGACUGAUUACGUAGAUGCAACCUUGAUUACUAUAUUUCAGAUACAUCUAGAGGAAGGACCAGGCGAUAUACUUGUGUUCUUAACUGGCCAAGAAGAGAUUGAAUCCAUUGAAAGGCUCAUCCAGGAGCGUCUUCCUAGAUUACCUGAGAGUAAAUGCAAGCUCCUGGUAUUUCCGAUAUUUGCAUCUCUUCCAUCAGAGAAACAAAUGAAAGUCUUCAUGCCUCCACCAAGUGGUUUUCGUAAGUGGCCGUGCUGGCUGAGAUGGACCGGGAAAUGCUACCGCCUUUAUCCGGAGAAUGAAUUUUACAAACUGAAAGCUUCUACAACACCUGAAAUCAAAAGGUGCAACCUUGCAAAUGUAAUUUUGCAGCUUAAAACUCUAGGUGUUGAUGAUAUUCUUGGCUUCGACUUCAUUGAAGAACCAGGCAGGAUGGCCAUCAUCAAGUCACUGGAGUUGUUAUUCUUGUUAGGUGCCCUUACGGAUGGAAGUAAAUUGUCCGAUCCAGUUGGUCAUCAACUGGCCAGGCUUCCACUGGAUCCGAUCUAUUCUAAGGCUCUUGUUGUUGCCAAUCAAUUUAAUUGCUUGGAGGAGAUGUUAAUAAUUGUUGCAUUGCUCUCAGUCGAAUCCAUAUAUUAUGCUCCCCGUGAAAAAUUGGAAGAGUCUCGAACUGCCUUGAGAAGCUUUUCAAGUUUAGAGGGCGACCAUUUGACGUUACUAAAGAUAUAUCGUGCUUCUGAUGAGUUUUUGGAGAAUAGCAAGCUGGUAGGUAGUUCUGAUAAGGCUGAAAAGAAACUCAGAAAAUGGUGCAAGCAGAAUUUUAUCAACAGCCGCUCUUUAAAACAUGCCCGUGAUAUCCAUAGUCAAAUACAGAGGAAUGUUCAGCAAAUGGGUCUUGGUGUGACUUCAUGUGGGGAUGACAUGCUUCCACUGCGCAGAUGCAGCCUGACGGUACUUACAGGGGUUUGUCUAGUGGUCUGACGGUGCAGAUUCAUCCUUCGUCUGUACUAUUCCGGACGAAACCAGAAUGCAUAAUCUUCAACGAAUUAGUUCGGACUAAUCAGAACUAUGUUCGCAAUGUUUCUACUAUAGAUUACUUGUGGUUACCUGAGCUGGCCCCUCAAUUCUACGCGUUACCAGAAUAGGGCUCAACGAAUUUCUUAUCUGUUUUUGCGGCAGCAGAGCCCCGUCUCUGCACAUAAGUGGCGUCUCAACGCAAAUGCCAUAGCUGCUGCAGGUGACCAUGAAAAACACUCUUCAUCUUCUCUCGCCACAUGUAAAAACCUCCACCAGUUCUUGGGUAAAUAUCAUUGUAUUUGUUUUCAAGCCUUGUUGUUUUUCUCUAUUAAAUUAACCAUUUAUUUGCUUCUGGUAUGUUUGUUCUUUUCAAAUCGGAAGUUUCACUUUGUUUUCUUUUCAUUUGAAUUUUGGAAGUGCAGCCAUUGCAUAAUUAUAGAAGCUGCCUUUUCUGGACUGUAAUGGUCAAAAUUGGCUUUUUCUUAGUUGUUUAUUUAUUUGUUCA
Molecule: messenger RNA, 2664 nt
Organism: Salvia miltiorrhiza (redroot sage)
Lineage: Eukaryota; Viridiplantae; Streptophyta; Magnoliopsida; Lamiales; Lamiaceae
Product: pre-mRNA-splicing factor ATP-dependent RNA helicase DEAH10-like
Exons: 11
Coding region: 369-2123 (584 amino acids)
Biological process (GO): positive regulation of transcription by RNA polymerase I
Cellular component (GO): intracellular anatomical structure; nucleolus
Molecular function (GO): RNA binding
Source: RefSeq, a predicted model, not a curated record